CUCAACGAUUGCAAAUAAACAAAAUGUGAUAGCCACACAAUUGUUAAGUCAAAGCAAACUCUACAAAAUGGACAAGUCUAAUGCUUACGAGAAAUUCACAGGCUAUGUGGACCAGCUGCGUAACACAGAAUGCAGCCAAAAGCAAAAGAUUGCCUGCUUCCAGCAAAUUGCCGAGUGCAUCAUGUCACCGGCGCUGGCCGCUCACAUCAAUUAUGCGGCGCACUGUGGCACAGCCACAAAUGUGCUGUUGUUAUUCUGUGAGGAUUUUGACUCAGUGGUGCGAAUGAGUGCCGAGGAAAACCUUAAUAAAAUCUUCCGUGCCUUGGAAAAAACGCGGGUCAGUCGCAUCUUGAUGGAUUUGUACGGGGAGAUCAAGCGAAACGGUAAUCAGCGCUCUCUUCGCAUAUGCCUGAAUUUGUUCUCCUACUAUGCACCUCAAAUCAAAGAAAAACACAUCAAAUGGUAUGCUGUGCGCCUGCUACAAUGCAUCUCCAUUAUGUCGCAGCGGAAGGAGACGCAGUUGCAAGAGACACUCUGCGAUUUCGUAAAGCAUUUUGGUCGUCACGUGCAGCAGGGUCUCAACGAUAGUGAAACGUGUAAACUUUUUGAGACGUUUCUCGACAACAUCAGCGCUGAUUGUGCAGUUAAGCGUCGCUGUUCGGCCCAAAAUUGCAUGACUUUGAUUGAGCAUGCGCGCAAUAGAAGCCUUAUGGCCAGACAUGGACUGAACAAAGUGAUUGAAACGCUGCUGAUGGAUCAGCAAACUAGCUGCGUGCUGGGAUCCUUGGGUGUCCUGCGUCUACUGUUACCGCAGCUCAUACGCGGCUACGCUGCUGAUUACCAGGAUGAUGGCGAUUCUUUGACGGAUGCUGGACAACCGGUGGCAGCUACGUCCGACUGUCGACAAAUUAUUGAAAUUUAUGAUUAUUGCUUGCACCUGCUGAGCACGCAGCAUACAGCGAAUCACGCAAUUAUAAAUGGCGCAUUAGAGGUCAUCAAUGCCAUACUUCAGGCACUGCAGGAUAGCUGUGGAGCGGCGAUGCAACUGGUAGAAGGCGGAAAAAGUGGACUUGCAGAAAGUUUGCGCAAACUUCUAUGCAAUCAACAACUGGAGCACAAUGAGUAUUUGUGGCGAAGGAAAUCAUUAAAAAAUCAAAUAUUCCAAUUGAGAAAUUACGAAGUGGUGGGGACAAGUGAAAAGCAGGGAAUGCCACUACGACAAAUGCAAAUGGAAAAGAAUUUAAAAAGCAAACUGCACCAGAAAAAGUGCCAACAAAAACAACAACAACUGCAGAUUGGCAUCAGCCCGCUGCAUGUCGUGGGAAUUAAUGCCGUGCUUGAUGAUGCUGACACUGAGAAAGAUGCUGUUGCUGCUGCGAAUUCCGCUCCUGAUGAAGUCAAAAAAACUGCGCGACAUCACAUUAGAAAUGCAGCACGCAGCAUUAGCGAAUGUGUUGGUAGCAGCGCAUCAGAUGACGAGGAGCUCCUGCAGCAUGAGCAGACCGUUGAUGUUGAGGAUGAUGAUGAUGAUGAUGAUGGUGAAGAUGAUAUGGAGCUGCUAACCGCCAUUGCGGAUGAUGAGUAUGAAGGCUUUACAACGUUGUCGCAACUGAAUGAAGCACAACAGACUAUGCCAGCGGCACUGAAAGAUUCAAAUACAACUGGCGUAAUAGCAGCAACGAUUGUUGCACAAACUGGCAGCGAGUAUUCUGGUGAACAAUCGCGUAAACCUUCGGCCGUUCAGCAUCAGUCGUCGUUGCAGAAUCUGCUUGCUAGUGAUGACAGAUCCCAGCAUUUGAGUGACAUCGACAAUGAAUCCUUCAAUAGCAUUGAUUUUGAUGCGGAAAUAACAAUUGCUGGUGUAAGGGAGGAACAGACACCAGCAGCAACACAUUCAGCACCAGAGUCAACCGGGUCAAUGCCAGAUGUAACAACAAUCGGUACAUUCUUCAAUAAUUUGUUGUCACAUUCACAUUCAGCCUCCGAGUCGGUCAGUAAGCUCUUUCGUCAAUCUAGCGGCCCCAAGUCUACGCCAAUCAAGUCGGCGCCAGCCACUGAUAAAUCGGAUGCUGCAUCGACGGCUUCGCUAACGCUCUCUUUGAGCUCAUUGGCCAGCAGCAAUGUGGCUGGUAUAUCAGAGCGUCAGAUUUCCAUAACAGAGACACCCACACCAGUGGAGCAGAUGUCUGGUUCAGCAUCGGCCAGUGCCUCGUAUACGCCGUCCACGGCGCUGUUGAUGGAUACGCCAGCCGAUGCAGCUACCCCUAUGAAAGCAGACGAAGAAAUGGAGCCACAGAUGCGCCGCAUGCCCAACGCUAAUCCCUUUCUGGCGGAGAGUUCACCGCUGAAGCAAACAGUAUCGGGUCGUGCGGUAAUUAGCGUUAAAAUUGGCAGUAUCCUCGAGCAACCGCUUCUCUACUACACCUCACGUUUACUGGCCGCACGUUUCCUACUAAGAGGCCAGGCAUCAACCCUGCAGCCAGACAGUGUUAGUCGCGUGUCGAUUAAGAGCCUUUCACUGGCAGGUAUUGCCCAGUGUGUGCGCCUGUCGCCGCGUGUCCUGCAGUUGCCCCUGGAAAUCAGUGACCAAGAGCUGGAGCUGCUGGCUGAGGUUAGCUGUGCUCCGAGUGCUGAAAGUACGCAAGCUUCCAGUCCGCAGAGCAGCAACAAUUCAAAACAGAACACAGAACUGUUGCAAUCUACGACUGGAUCGCUGUUAGAAGCCGAAAUUGGUGACGGCGAUAAUGAACUGAUGCUGGACAUCAAGGACGAUCACUUUGGACCCAGCACCUGUCCUGCCUAUCUGCAGCAGCCCAGUCAACUUAGUCGUAGCGCAGAUGCCGCGCUGCUGCAGCGUCAACUGGAGGUCACACAUAACCAAAAUCAACAGCCCCCGAGUGCUGUCGAUGGUCAACUCUCCAGAUCUGAGAUCAUUGGUGGCUCAUAUCGCAUUACGAUUGCGGCGGAGGAUGCACCACCACUUGCGCUGCCGCCGUUACCGCCAAAGCGAACUAAAUCGAUGCGAUGUCGUACAAGUACGAGCAUCAGCAUGCCCACGGAUAAGUUGACAAGUGCCACCGGCGGUCAAGCUUUGUCGGAUGUGUUGCUCUUCUACUCACACUGUGAUCCCAUUUUGCGCGGUGGAGUUCAGCAAAUUGUGGGCAACUUUGUGCAGUCAAGCCGAGCCGGUAGCUGUCUGCAGCUGCAGCGAGGACUCGACCUGUCGCAUUUACUGGCUAUUUUGCUUAAGGGCUUUGAGGACGAGAUACAUACAGUGGUCAUACAAGCGUUGAAUGCAUUCGAUAAGAUAUUUCCACAUGUGGUGUCCAAAUAUUUGACAGCGCCGCCAUGUCAUUAUCAUGCUCAUCAGAAGCGACAGCAGUUGCAGCAGCCAAGUGGACAACAAUGGAGCCCAGGCCAUUGCAAAACAUUUGGGCCGCAAACUUUUGCAAAGAAUCUGGAUAAUGCCUUAAGCAGUCAGCAGCAUGAGCAGCAGCAGGAGCAGCAACAAUGGCACUCUAACGACGACAAUUCGUCGACAGACGAGACCAAGAUAUGUGUCAGGUCGUCAACCACUGAUAAUGAUGAGAUGCUGGCUGCUCUUUUGAAUGAUUUUGAAUUGCAAUCGAAUCGCAUACAGCAGCAUACACAGCAGCAGCAUCAAAGCAACAAAAGCGUUCAAUAUAAUGAGCCUGGUCCGUGCUGUGUGUUUGCCAUUUCCCCAAAAUUGCUCUUGAGCAAACUUCGAAUUUGUCGUCAGAAUAAAUAUUGGUUGGUCCAAAAUAAAUAUGCUGAAGUUAUUUCCAAUUUAAAUUACGUACUGCUGCGUGCCUACUACGCAAAUUUCGAUUGUGCAUCUGACAAUAAUAACAACAAUAAACACAACGAUGAUGUGAAGAAGCCAAAGGAUCAAUGUCAGGGAGCACCAAACGCCUGCAACUGGAUACCAGGCACUUACAACAAUGACAUUGCCCACACUUAUGAGGCUGAACUGAUGGAUGAACUUCUGCAGUUAUUGGGCGACGAUGAUGCGCGUGUACGGGAGCAUGCUGCCUUUUGUCUGUGCCGCUUCAUAAUGCAAACAGGGCGCCAAAUGGAACAACUAAGCACAACAGCAGCAGCAGCUGCAACAGCAACGACAACUCAACAAACUAAUUUCAAUUUGCUUUGGGAUUUUUUCGACUAUCGCAUAUUUGGCAGCAUGUCCUUGACGUUCCGUAAUUUAUUUCGGCCGAGCUCUACGAUUGCGCCGCCGAUGACAGCAUUGGAUGGUGGAGAGUACGGUCACGGACCGUAUGCCGGCACCACAGAAGCUGGCACGAUUGGUGGUGUUACCAUAGAAGGUGCAGCCGCUGCGGCGUCGGCAUACUUUGAUGGCAGUUACGGCUUAGGCAUCGCUGACGGGCAUGUUUUUGCUUCUGGAUUUCAACGUCAAGUUGCACAAGAAGAAAAAGUUUUGGCAAAAGUUUUGUAUCGCAUGACAAAUAAGUUGAUGACGCUCGAUGAUAAAAAUGUUCAGUAUGGCAUAAUAUCCGCGUUGCGCUUAUUGCUGAAACACUUCAAUUUUGUUGACUAUCGACAGGCCUGGAUGGAAUUCAAUUUCAUCGAAAUUUGCAUGAGCUACGCCUAUUACAACAGUGCAACAGCUGGUGACUUAAAUUGUCAGCAUGACUUAAUUGACGUAAUAGCCAAAUUAAUAGCAGGUAGCAAGCUCAGCUCUGGCGAUGUGCUGGCUACUGCCCAGCUGGACUUUCUGCUGCGUCACUGCGUCAAGUUGCUUAACAUUUACUAUCAUCUGGUGGGCAAUCAGCGUCCUGUGCAGUCAAGCAGCACUAGUAAAACGUACAAGGCGGGGAAAAGUGAGCUUUUCACGCUGAACAGCAGCGGGAGCGGGGAGCAUACGGUAUUGACGGCGAUGGGUUACUUUGCCAGCGAUUACGUUUACAUGAAACUUUACAACAUUUUAAGAGGUGCUAAUGACAGCUACAAGAUAACCAUAAAUCACGAUUCAGGCGGCUUAUUAAUUUCCCUGCUGAAGAGCUGCCUCAAUGCGUUGAGUCUGUGUCUGGAGGCAUCAGCACCUCCAGUGACCGGAGUGCUUGGAGCUUCAAAUGCACCAGCUCUGAAAUUAAUUGAAGAAAUACUACAGUAUUUGACCAAACUAAUAAAUUAUGCUCCCGGCGAGUGCGUUGCAUGUCUGCGGCAACUGUUAAAAUAUUUAUUUGGCCAAAAUUUUGCCGGCCAAGUGCAAAGAGAAGUCGCUGUUAACCAUGACUCAUUUGUGCGCCAGUAUUUUGAGGCAAAGCGUGCUGGAGGCGCCUCUACAUUGUUGCCAGCAGCUUCCGUGAGCUUGGGUGUGACAACGACAACUACAACGGCAACACCAACAACAACAACAAUUGAAGAGCCUCCCACUCUGGGAUCGCUUUUUGUGCAGGGAAUGCAGGCGGAAGUGCCACCGGCAAGUGACUGCGUUCGGCUUAUAAAAUUAUUCGAGCCGCUUGUCAUCUACUGUUUGACGCUCUUUAUGAAGUCCAAUGCGCUAAUACAGGCGCCCAUAUUGAUGUUAUUAUCGCAGCUGCUGGAUCUGAACGUUACUUACAGCAUACUGGACUCCAAAAGCGUUAUAUUCGAGCAAAUACUCAACAAUUUGGAUCUAAUUGAAAGUGGAAUAGAUAGAAAUGCACCCAUAAUAGUGCCAGCAAUGGUCAAGUUUCUCAUGCAGUUGACACACAAAAGCGAUCGUCAGCUCAUUACCAUACCGAAGAUUAUAAGCAUAACCAACAAUUUGUUGGCAAAUGGUGCUGUUCGGAAUGGGGCGCUUCUGGCGCUUAAGACGCUUAGCUAUGAGUUGUUUUUCAUGCACAACCCGAUCGACGAGGCACUCAAUUUGAAUGCCGCACAACAGCGUGCCAGCUGCCAGAGUCCGUUGACUGCUGUGCCGACGCAGGAGACAAAGCAAGUGCUACUGGCGCAGCGGCGCGAACUGGACACACAAAAGGAAGUUGUACUGGGCAUGCUAGAAAAGUUCAUUGGCGCACGCACCGUUCAGCAGUUGUUGGCACUGGUGCUGCUCUACGAGCGAAGCCUGCAGCAACUUGAUGCGCCCACAUACCUCAGCUCCCAGGAUGCGAAUGUCAUAUAUGACCUAGUUUGUCGCUCGCUCGCCACUGGACAGCUGCGAGUGCACACAUUCGGUGAUCUGCGGCUGCUGGAAAGCUGCUUUCGUAACAAUGGCAACUAUGUGUUGGCCGACAUUAAAGGAUUUCUGCAAUUGCUGCAACUCUUUAUUGAGCAGGACGUUGGCAACUUCAGUGAUUUAGCACUGGCAAUGAUUACUCUGGAAAACGUAAUUCUUAAGACCGAAGAAAUUUAUCUGGUGAAUCACAUAAAACUCUAUUUGAAAAAUAAUCCAACGGCCGAGCGGCGUCUUCGGGCCACCGCCACAGCCGAAGCAGCAACAAAAGCAACAACCACUUUGCAAUUGCAAGAUGAAGCACCUUCAACGUCUUCGGCAGCUGCUGCCGCCAGAGCGUCCGCCUUCAAAAAAAACGCCUCGCCGCUCAUCAUAAGCGAAAUUAACUACUUUGCUAAAGUUUUAAGCGAGAAGCUUCUUGACUGUCUCGAUGCGCUACUCGCACUAGGUGCUGGCUGCAAUUUGGGCUCAUCCACGGCCAGUCACGCCUACUGCCAACUGGCCAGGCGCUUCGUUAACGCACUGCACAAUGUUUGCUGUCGCUCACGGCACAAGGAUUCGCUGCAAUCAGUUUUUCGUUUGGUUUUGGCUGAAUCUGAAUUUCUCUGUAAAUAUUACAAUUUACUCUUGAUGACUGCCGAUGUUGAGGGCGUUGCCGGCAGCGAAACCCUGGAACCUGUGCUGCUUGCCUGCCUGCAGCUCCUGCUGUCCAUGCGUUUGAUGGAUCCAACGGUGCUGUUGGCGCAGGCGUCGGAGCUGCCGCUGAAAUUGGGCCUGCACCGUGCAAUGCUGCACGAAGUUUGCCAUGGAAAUGCGGUAGUGGAUUUGAGUCCGCAACAAGUGCGCCGCCUGUGCGCCCGCAAAUAUUUGAAUUUCCUAAUUGCCGACCACUUGGAAUUCCUUUGCGAGCUCUGUCAAGUACGUCCCGAAUGCGGCUCAUUACUGCAGGCGGCGCUGCUGAGAAACGCUCCUUACUUGAAAAAACACUCGAUUCGCAGAGUCUUACGACUGCUUUACCGCAUCUGUGAGACCCAGGUUGAGCACUCAGCUGGUGACUCUAACAACUAUGCAACUUGUACUUUGCAAUCGCUACAGCUGCUUAGUCGACUUCAUCAGCUGCAUGACGGGCAACGGGCAAUGCAGCUACCUAUGGAGCGGCUCGCACGACGACUGUUCGCCCAAAGUACUCCGACCACUAGGAGCGACAUCUACGAUAGAUUGAUGCAUGGCGAACUGGCCGGCGAUGAGGACCAAGACGAAUUGCGCACCAUGCUGCUAAAGGACCUCGAAUGGCCAAAUGACAAUGGCACUGCUGCGCCUCCGCGUAUUAUUGAUGAGGACUGGUUGUUUACGCAGGUUAUUAAAUUUGCCACACAGCAUGCGGACGCGUCGCAGCAGCAACAGCAAUUGAUGUGGCUGCUGCUGGAAAUACCAUCGGAGGCCAAGCUUCAGCAUCUGUUUCGCAGCUUGGGUCCAGUGCAAGAGGCGCGUCUGCUGCGUCACGCACUCGACGGCUCGCUUACAUCUAUGGUGGCUGCCUUUAGGCAGAAGUGCAUCCAACAUGCGCCCCACAUUAACUACAUGCAGUUGCCGCCGCUGGCGCGUGUGGCCUGUACGUCGCUCAUGUCGCGGUUGGCUAAAAAUCAGGAUAUGGAGAAGAAGGUGGGCGGCGAUUUUGAGAAGUUGGAUGUGGCACGUGCGCUUACUACGUUGCUUGUGUCCAUAGGGCGCCUCGAGCAAACGGCGCUCAUUUACAUCGACGCGAAACACAUCGAGAAGUUUGUGGCUGAGCAUUUGCUGCGCCCGGAGCAGCUGCCCACACUACUCUCAUAUAUGCGCUGGUUGACCAGCGCUGCAGUGCAACUCUUAAAAGCUGGAUUCAGUGCAGAUGUUGGCCAGGAUGGGCUGGGUGUGCUGCUGGGCUGUUUGGAUGCAAUGUUGCAGCAGCCACGUAUCUGGGGGGCAAUCAAUUCCAGUACAGAUGCCUUGCGUGUAGAGUUGCUCGAAGUGCCGGUGCUUGCUGCACGCCACAUGCUGCAGGAUACAAUUUUCUACCAUCGACAUCGUCUGCAAAGUACAGAGCCGGCAUCCCAGGCUAUUUUCCUUGCCAAAUUGAUUGAAACGCAAAUUGAUAUCGAGUCCUUGCAUAACGGCAAAGUGCUGACAGUCAACGAAUUUAGUCGCUUGCAGUUUGCCGGUCAUGAGUUGGCGCCGGUUCAAGUGCCCCUGACUCUUAUUGCAUCCAUUGGCACCUCGCUACUGCGCACACAUCAGUUGUAUGCUUACGCAGUGACACCCUAUGAGCUAAUUCAACAGCAGCAGCAACAGGCAACCACUGCCACCGGCGAUGGCAAGCUGCCCCCCAUACCUGUGGAUAGCCUGAGUGAUGUGGAUGUGCUACGUCAGUUUGUCAAGAGGCUCUCUAUCUUUGGUUACACAACACGUCAGCAGUUCGAGGAGUACUUUAUGACAUUUCUGCUGUUAAUCAAUAAGCUGUACGAUGAGCACAUGGUCGAUCAGCAGGAGCAAUUCCAGAUCAAGCAGCUCUGCUUGCAGGCCAUCAUGGAGCUGCUAACAACGUAUACAACUUUUCCCUUCCUCGGCCAUGGAAAUAGUCAGUUUUAUCAUACGACUCGCUGGCAACGCAUCAAUUGUGACAGCAUUAGCUUAAAAAAACUGCACAAAGUACAACUGCUUGUCGAUACAUGCAACGUAUUCUAUCUGGCCAAUCUGGAGCGCCAGCCGAGGGAGGACAAUGUGAUUGGUACAUGUAACUUUACGGUCAAUCAAUGCGAUCUCGAUUUUAGCUGGGCUCUAAUGGAAGCAUAUGCACACAUGUUACCCUACGACGGCGGGACAACUGGCCUGGAUGAGGCGUUUGGCGCAGGCUGCGAACUGGACAGGCAGAGUCAAUCCGGCAGCAUGAGUGACACCGCCUGGCGUAACUAUAGGCAUUUUGCACAGCUGACGGGCAUUGAUUUUCGUAGUAGCACGCAGCUUGUGUUUGACGUUCUGCAGCAGAUGAUAGAGCAAAAUCACAUAUUGGUGCUGCCAAAUCUGGUCAAGUUCUGUGAAAUCUGCGAGAGUCGUGAUCAAAUCAAGUGGAUUAAAGAGCGCACGCUUCGCCUUCAGGAGCUAAUUCCCAUGGACGAUACCAUAUCGCAUGAGCACAUAAUCUACUUGCUGUGCCGCACACAGGCACUGCUGAUACCCAGCCACAGCGAGUUGCAGCACUUGGUGGCGCUGAUUGGCAACGUCUAUUUGAAGAGCUCACACUGUUUCAUACGCAUUGCGGCCCUUCAGGGCUUACUCUGUCUGUUGGAAUGCUGCAGCAGGACUAAUACGGCAAUAGGCAAGCUAAGCGAUGAGCUCACAUUGCUGCGUGACUUAAUUGUUGGCUAUAUCAAUCGGCAUGGUAUCAUUGACGAGAGUCCGCUGCAGUUCAGUGAUACUCAUUCUAAAUUAGUUUGGACGCUAAAUUUUAGCCUGAUCGAGUGGACAUCGAAAUUCGUACCGCAAUGCCAUUUGCUAUCGAACACAAUAAUUGCUGCUAGUAAUAUUCUGAAAAAUACCCACAACGAGGAGCUCUAUCUGUGCGUGCUACAUGGUCUAGAGCGUACUGUGGUGAAUAGUAGCUGUGCGAAUGCAACGCCUACCUCAACUGAAGCCAUCGGAAGGACUGCUGGACGUGCUGCAAUAGGAACGGCAUUGGGCACAGCUGGUGGAGGUAGUGAGGGCGGAACUGUGGUUACACCGCACUUGCGACAUAAAAUUGAAAAACUUGCGCUCGAACUGCUGAAGAUGGAAAAUGAGAAAUUUUCAAUUCCAGCAUUGAAAUUGCUUUUGUCUUGCAUGUAUGUGGGCUCCGCCGCUCAGCUGGAAAGUACAGAGCAGUCGAAUGGCAUUGUGCAGGAUGAUCCGGAGAUAAUCGCAUUGCAAAGCGAUAAAGUCGAUAUACUUCUGCAUUGUAUAAAAUCAUCAAGUCGAAACGCCGCCUGGACUUAUGGACAAGUGCUGUGCCAAAUUAUACGUGAUUUAGUGCCACCGAAUGAAAUAUUAACGAAGGUCAUAAAGGAGUUCUUGGCAAUAAAUCAGCCGCAUUGCGAUGUUAUUGCCACGAUUGUGUAUCAGGUGUUUCGCUCGGCUAUUGACUCAUCGUUCCUACAAAUGCUGCAGGACUGGCUGAUCUGCACGCUGCCAACGUUUUUGGCCCAACCUGAGCAGCAAAGUGUCUGGGGUCUGAGCAUCAUCUUUUUAUCCGCGUCCAUAAAUUUGCAUUUGAUUAAACUAUUUCCGCUGGUGCUCGGCAUUGGUGCGGCAUCCAAUGAAGGCGUCUCGACUCCAGCUUCAGCAGCAUCGCGAAAACUGGGUCAACACGAAAUUGCAUUGUUCGUGACAGCUGCACAAGAUUUCCAUGCGAAAUUGAGUGCCGACCAGAUGCUGCGCUUUCGCGAGGCCUUCAGGAACUACGACAAAAGUCAAGUGUAUGCCUCGAUGUUGCAGAGCCUCUGAUAGAUAAGACGACCGAAUUGGAAGAAAGAAUGUGGCAGUCGCAACGGAUUUGGCCAGAAAACUUGCGCUUCGGACAAGCGCAAGCGUGAAUAACUAAUUGCUCUGUUCUGCACCGCUGACCCCGACGCUGGAUGGCGUUCUUCUCGUUCUCGACAAAAUUUCUUUGAAAGAUUGUGAAUUCAAAAUUAAUUUAUGGUUUAUAUUAUAUGUAAGUGCAAUUUAAA
Molecule: messenger RNA, 10932 nt
Organism: Drosophila grimshawi
Lineage: Eukaryota; Metazoa; Arthropoda; Insecta; Diptera; Drosophilidae
Gene: htt
Exons: 29
Coding region: 68-10708 (3546 amino acids)
Cellular component (GO): cytoplasm
Source: RefSeq, a predicted model, not a curated record